This is a messenger RNA of Mobula hypostoma (lesser devil ray), 2676 nucleotides long. It is a transcript of the gene sertad4, whose product is annotated as SERTA domain containing 4. Gene Ontology annotation, cellular component: nucleus. Lineage: Eukaryota; Metazoa; Chordata; Chondrichthyes; Myliobatiformes; Myliobatidae. The transcript is spliced from 5 exons. The record is from RefSeq and is a predicted model, not a curated record. Bases 506 to 1561 code for a protein of 351 amino acids.
GAAUGCAAUUUGAAUCAAAAUUGGAAGCCGAGACUUGCGAGCAGCGACCACACGGCCCGCAUAUGUGGCCAGCGCUGAACCUCUGUUUUAUCUGUCUCUGGGCGUCUGACAUCCUGAAAUCAGAUCGCCCAGAAAAGCAAGCAAGUUAAAAAAAAACUCCAGUUGCCACGUCUGGCCGCGUGGUCCUAGACGGGCAUAAGAAUGCUCUAUAAAAGGAAUGGGAGAGUUAGCUGUGCUGGAGCCGGUCCCAGUGGUUUUCACAAUGGUGCACGGCUGGACUUCUUGGGAACCAAUCCUCCGUGUGACUCCGCCCCGUUCCUCACACAAAUACUGGAAGCAUUCAUUCGGUGUCUGAACAGUUUGCCAUCUAUGGGGAAAUGGAUCUUGUAGUGUGACUCCGGGAGCCCGGCUGGCUCAGGCUUUGGAUCCAAUCAAUUUCCCUCAAGUUUCCCAAACCGAACUGCAAACCGAAAUCGACUCUGAAUGACAGUCCCUAGGUUAAGAAAUGACAUUGGUGAUUUCGAUGAGCAGAUUAUGCGAUCUUCCCACUGAAGAACGUUCAGAUAUCCCGGUGUACGUCCCCAUCUGGGAAGAAUCUUUCAGCAAAACCGCAGCGAUUCCAAACCAGACUAAAUACGGAGAGCCCACAGCAGAAUCCUCUUGCAAAGGAAUCUCAAAUUUUCUAACAACGUCCAAGAUAGCAUACUUCAAACGGAAAUAUGUGGAAGAUGAAGAUCUUCAUCCACCUGCUCACAGCUGCUGCCAAAGGACGCGGACCUUGGUUGCUUCAGAGGAUCGUACCCACAUACUUCGUUUAUCACUGGAAAAACUAAGGCUGAUUGAAGAUCCUGAAGUAUUUUUGCGGCGAUCAGUACUGAUCAACAAUUUACUGAAACGGAUCCGAGGCGAGAUGCAGAACGACUGGUAUUUGUCUGCCUGCUCUUUUGGGGAGACACGACCCAGUGAUUGGUUCGGAUCACCAGAGUCUACCUACAGGAAAAGGCUGCGGAUUGCCAAGGAGUAUGAGAGUAGCCUGCAUGAUUGCUGCUUUUACCAGGAAUGUGGCAACCAAUAUUCAAUAAUACCUUUCUCUGUUUAUAACGGGGAAAAAGUUGCCUCCACUCUGCCAAGUUGCUCCCACCAGGGCAUAGACUGCUCUGAAGUUUAUGGAGUCCAUAGUGCACAUCCCAGAAUUCAACUGACAACCAGUGCAGGGUCUGACAUUUAUCAGAACAUUGAAAAAAAUUGUGAUAAGGAAAUCAACAAAGAAGAUGAGCAUCAAAGGGAAAACAGCACAGAGAAACAUACUUCCAGUGAAAAGGCCCUUUCUCAUGUAUGCAGUGAUAAGGAAGUUGAUUGCACAGCAACUGACUUCAGAAACGAUGGGGUACUCUCUCCUGAAUCCGCAUUGGAUCCUGACAUACUAAAGCAAUAUGUAGGUGAUCACAAACUUUGUUGUGUAAAGGAAGCGAAACUAGAGCCAGCUUGUUUUGCAGUGGCUACAACCAACAGUUUGACAAGCAUAGCAAAGAGUACUUGCAGAGUCAGUGACACUUAUUAGCAUGAACACACAUGACAGAAUAUGAUGUCAAAUUUUUACCAUCAUACUGAUGCACUUUAUUCAAUUGUUGAAACUAGAUCCUGAAGAAGAAUAAUUAGGAAAAGAAAUAAAUCAGCACAUUGUAGGCUGGAUUACUUGGACUAUCCAUCAUAGCAGGUUAAGUUUUUAUAUUGUGUGACAGUGGUUUAUAUAGAAAGUAACAUGAGUGUGAUCUAAGGUGCCUUAAAUUUGUUACGACAGUGUUAACGUUUGCAAGACUGUACGAACAUCUGUUGGGGUUAGCUGUAAGAGAUUUUAUACUAUUUUCUUAUAUUUUGACUUGCCACAGAACGAGAUCCAGUACAUAUGAAAAAAGAAUUUUUGAUUUAAUCUUAAAAUUUACAUUUUGAACAGAUAAUGUGUGUAAUUUCAGUCUGAUCUCUGUAUAAUAUUCUUAAAUAAGCCAACAAUGUUUCCCUCGAGCAAACAUCAAACAGCUUGAGCAUCUCCAUAGCAACAAAUAGACCUUACAGAGAAUGAAAUUUGUACUGAAUACUCCGUGAAUUGGUGGCUGACAUAAUUCGUCAACAUUUUUACUUUAAAUUGCCUUGUUUUACUUAACCUCUAAGCUAAAAAAACACACCUUUUAAAGCUUGGUACCUGCUUUUUGUUGAAAUCUUAAAUUGUUUUAAUGACCGUGAGGACCAUAGAAUGAAAUUUUGGUUAUAGGGGCUGUUCAGUUGUAACUGGAUCUUAAAACUUUGGGAGCAGUAUCAGCUCAAACAAAGAAUGGAAAAUGCUCUCCAUUAAACCAAUUGCAUUUGGAGUGACUGAGUCCUUGACAUUAAGACAUUAGUUCUUUCGUUGUGAUUGUGGCCAAUAUUUAUGUUUCCAAUGCAAUUGUAUAUGCUUUUAUAAAAAUUUCAAAAAAUGCUAUAUGGGGUACUUUUCCACGUGGUAUGGUAAAUUGGUACAUACAAGUGUUUUACAGUAAAAUGUGAUUUACAUGUAAAAUAUUUAUUAAACAGAACAUCUUACCCAGAAGUAGUUUAAUGUUACUUUUCCUCAGAAUAGAUGAAAACAAUUGAAUGGGUACCGAGUGUGAAUGAAAAUUUAUUAAAGAUAGCAUUUCAAGU